AUGUCAGAUUGCGCGCUGGUGACCAGUGUAAACGAGCACGAUGCCAGUAUGGAUGUGGGGAACGAUAAAUCUCUCUUUGAGCCUACUGUUGAGAUGAUGGUAAAUGAUUUUGAUGACGAAAGGACCUUAGACGAAGAAGAGGCCUUGGCUGCUGGUGAGCACCAGGACCCUAAAGCGGAACUUAACAAUUUGCAAAAAGAAGGGGAUAUGCCCCUUGAAGAAUUACUAGCACUGUACGGAUACAAUAGAAACAUGGACAAACCUGUUCCAGAACAACCACCAGAAGCAGUUCCAGAAGAGACUGAAAAAUCUGAGUCUGCUUUACAGCAGCUUUAUACUGAAACAAAUAAUCCAGAAGCAACUCGUUGUUUGCGAUCUGGUUCUAGGCCCCCAUCUGAAGAGGAAGAUGAUUAUGAUUACAGUCCAGAUGAAGAUGAUUGGAAAAAAACUAUAAUGGUUGGUAGUGACUACCAAGCUGGUAUACCAGAAGGAUUAUGUAGCUAUGAUGAUGCUUUACCAUAUGAAAAUGAGGAUAAAUUAUUAUGGAACCCUAAUAUAUUAGAUGAAAAAGUUAUUGAAGACUACAUUAAAAAAAUAUGUUCAUUGAAUUCAACUACUGGUAUUGAUGCUGUACCUCUUGGUAAGCAGUUACGUGAUGAUGAAGAAGCUUUAUUUCUUCUCCAACAGUGUGGGCACAAUGUAGAUGAAGCUUUAAGGAGGCGACGCAUAUCCUCUCAGACUCCAGCUCAUGCAAAUGUUUGGUCAGAAGAAGAAUGUCGAAACUUUGAAAGUGGUAUUAAAAUACAUGGUAAGGAUUUUCAUUCAAUAAGACAGCAAAAGGUAAAGACAAGAUCCGUAGGAGAACUAGUACAAUUUUAUUAUAUCUGGAAGAAGACAGAAAGACAUGACAUCUUUGCAAAUAAAACUCGAUUGGAAAAGAAAAAAUACAAUUUGCAUCCAGGUCACACAGAUUAUAUGGAUAGGUUUUUGGAAGAACAAGAAGCAACAGGAAGUGUGGUUCGUCCCGUGUCACCCUCUAUGAUGGUAUAUGUGCCUUCUCCUGCUACACAACCGGAUCCGUUAGCACUGGGAGAAAAAGAAGUGUUCUCUCAAUUAGCGCAUACAUCACCUCCCCGAACCUUAUCAACAGAGGAACCAGAAAUGGAAAAUAUUUCCUAA
This is a messenger RNA of Pieris macdunnoughi, 1179 nucleotides long. Lineage: Eukaryota; Metazoa; Arthropoda; Insecta; Lepidoptera; Pieridae. The record is from the annotation of a GenBank genome assembly.